Cylicocyclus nassatus is the source of this 507-nucleotide messenger RNA. Lineage: Eukaryota; Metazoa; Nematoda; Chromadorea; Rhabditida; Strongylidae. The record is from the annotation of a GenBank genome assembly.
AUGAAAUACGUUUAUGUCGGAGAGGAUAUCUUGGCAAAAUGGCCUAAAAAUUAUCCAUAUGCAGUUGGUGGUGUCUUUUUGAAAAGCAGGGAAGAUAUUAUCAAAAGUUCGAGUGAAUAUGUCUGGCUGCUUUCUUAUCUGCCCAGAUCCAGAGAUUUCUUUUUUCCCUUCGUUGGUCAAAUCGAAUUCGCAGGUCAAAUUGAACUCCACGCUGCCAAGGAAGUAAUCAGAAGAGAGAAAACUGUAUUAUAUGUACCCGGCGCCGCCGUAAUGGGCCCUAUAUUGUAUCUCCUAGCUGUGUUACUUCUUGAAACAUCGUUUGUCACACCAUUGAUUGAAGAAAGAUUUUGUGGUUUUCGACAUCAGCAAAUGUUAGCCGGUUUAUCGCCGCUUGUGUAUUGGACAGCAACCUUUUUUUGGGACGUUUGCUUGACAGGAUCCGUCUUAGCUAUAAUGGUAACAUUUAUGAAGAUUAUUCUACAAUUAUCUUGGUGGAUGCUUUUGUGA